Molecule: messenger RNA, 1125 nt
Organism: Cylindrotheca closterium
Lineage: Eukaryota; Bacillariophyta; Bacillariophyceae; Bacillariales; Bacillariaceae
Source: the annotation of a GenBank genome assembly
AUGAGCUGCCCUCAUAUUGCUUCAUCCUUAUCAACUCAGUAUAGAAAUACCUCUUUUGAUGGCAUACCGACAAGGUCAUCCUCCUCUCCAAGUCUGAAUGACUACCUCGCAUCACAUGGACUCUUGCUCACCAUGUGUUUCCCUAGUUCAUGCUCCUUUGGUUUCAACGCGGAGUUCUUCUCCGCCAGUUGGAUUCAACAAGAUCUUGGACCUCGCAUCAUUCCUUCAGCAUCUGGUGUAGGUCUCAUCUUGGAUCCAUCCCUCGUUGACAUCCAAUGCAUCUAUCCGACGGAUGCCGGGACUCUUUCUCGAGACAAGAAAGGAUGUGGUCCAAUGUUCUUUGACCCCCAUGGAGGCUCAAAAGGAGCCGCUUCUUACAAGAAACAUCCAAUCAAACGGCAUCUUGCUCAAAAAUUUCUCACAGACUACAAGAAUUUGAAUUUUGGACGCAAUACUCGAUGGGAAGAUAUUGAUUGCAUGGAAUUCUUUGAUCUCCCCCCUAUUCAGUUUCAACGGUUGUGGGGGUACACUGACGAGGAUGGCAACAACAGUACAUCGGUUCAAUAUUAUCAAUUAGCAGCUCUCUCAAAUGAGAACUUUGCUGCCAUCAUGGGGCACGAUGUGUGUUCUGUGGAUCUUGAACCAGAUGUUGACCGACGUCAGUUUCCAUUGUAUUAUGAUGCCAAGUCUUGGGAUCCCCUAGAUCUUAAAGAGGUCAUUGAUUUGGAAAUGGGAUUCAUCCAAAAUCAUACUACCAGUCGCGACUGGAUUUGGAACGAAUUCGUAAUCUCCUUGCCCGUCGAGCUUCCGCCUUUGGUUCUUGGAGUAUUUUAUGUAAAUGAGAGUUAUACUGGGAAACUGCACAAGCGUCGGGAAGCAGCCCAGAGGCAGGCCAAGACAUUUGGAGACCUUCCUGUCUUUAUCCUGCACAAUGAAAAGAAUUGGGAUGGUGACAUUUUUGAAUGUGACAAAAACAUUACCGAAGGUGAACUGACGAAAAGAACAAACACGGGUCACCAAUCCGAGUCUCGAGACGACUGGCAACACAUAGCGAUGAUUCAAAAACAUUUGGCCAGCAGAAGAGACCUGCGUUUUGAGAAGAUGCAUGUUGUAUCCGUUGUCUAG